Messenger RNA from Metarhizium album ARSEF 1941, 630 nucleotides. RefSeq names its product Transmembrane protein 170. Bases 1 to 630 code for a protein of 209 amino acids. The transcript has 2 exons. The record is from RefSeq and is a predicted model, not a curated record. NCBI's taxonomy places the organism in Eukaryota, Fungi, Ascomycota, Sordariomycetes, Hypocreales, Clavicipitaceae.
AUGACUGGCAAGGUCCAACGAGCCGUCCGCAGCUCCAGCCAGCCGCUCAGGCGCCCCCCUGCUCAUUCAUCCUCUCAACGACAAACUUCGCGACAUGCGCUUGUCGAAACAGAGCAUCCCGACCGCAAUGGCGGCGGCCCAUCGACGGCUGUAGCUGCGUCGUCGUCUUCGGCGGCGCACUCUCCCUCGCAAGCUUUCAACAUGUCGUUUCUGGGAAACCCGCCUCGCAACUACCGCACGCCACCCUUUCCGUCGCUCAACGUCCAUACGCUCCAAGACCACACACCCAAUCGCACCUACACACUCUAUCGCAUUUCAGACGCCUGGAAGUUCACCGUGCUGUGGACUCUGAUCACCUACAUAUUCUUCCAUCUCGUGGCGGUGUCGGUAGCGUUUUUCAGUCACGGGUUCAACAAAGGGUCGUGGCGAUUUCUCUGGGCCGUCCCCAUCAUAUACCUGUUGAUAGCAGGGCUGGAGGCUGUCAUUGCUGGAAGUAUUGUCGGGCUUGUGCUCGGGGCGGUAUACAAAGCCGGGUACUACGAAAUGAAUACCUGGAUCCCGUGCACAUGGGGAUUCAUCAACGUUCUCGUGCUGAUAAUAUCUUCCUUUUCGGUUCAAGGCCUGCUUUGA